GGUGGUGUGUAGGGAUCUGGGCGGCGGCGCGCAGCGCGGGCGGGCGCGGGCCGAGGCCGCGGCGGCGCGGUGGGCGGCGGCCCGGCAGUCGCACGCGGGCACGUGCGCGCACCGCCUUCGCGCCUCGACCUGCGCGCCCUACCGACUGACGCGCUCAAUAUCUCGUACAAUUAUCAUUCCAUUACAAAAUCUUAUUUAACAUCUUAAAUAAGCAAAGAAGGAGAAACCCUAUUUUCGUUACCUCUCUCAAGUCAAUCUACGAAAACACGUAAAUAAGAUUUGUGGGUCAAUAGCAUUUUACAAAAUUACUUACAUCACCUGAAAAAAUCGGCGGGAAAUCCAUGUGCAACAGCGUUCAAUAUUUCCAGUUUACAUGUGUCAGCGUGAAAUUAAAUAAUUAUGUAGUAGUGAAUUAUUGAAAUUUGUAGUGGUGAAAUAAAGUGAUAAUGUGCCGCUCAAGUACAUUAAGUCGGAUGCAGUGAAAACAAUGGAGAAGUCGAUGCAAGCGCGGGCGCUGAAUAAAUUUUCAUUUUGGGUAUGCCUGGUUCCACCAUGGGGCUUUUCGGACCUGAAGGAGGAGGAGUUGUAUACGACGUACACGCAGCGGCAACGGCAGCGCGCCGUGCCCCGACUGCUGGCUACCGGCCUGCUGCUGCAGGCGUUCGCGGCGCUCGUACCGGGCGAGCGCGACUUGGCCUUCGCCUACACCUCCGUUACCCUCGCGCUCCUGCUCAACCUCGCCCUCGCCCUAGUCUACAUAACGAUACGCCCCGCGAGGCUUGCGCUCAACCACUUGGCUUGGCUGGCGCUCUGGAUUCAACUCCUAGUGAGCGCGUCUCGGAGACUUGGCGACUCUUAUAACGAAUUGCUUGGUUGGGCUGUCGUGCUCCAAUAUUUCACGCUGGUCGCGCUACCAUUCCCUUUUCUGCUCUUGCUAUUCUAUAGCCUGAUCUCAUUUAAUGCUUAUUUAUUGGUACAAUACUACAGCGCAAUGAUCACGGAAAACAAACUUCCUGACGACUUCAGUUUACAGCAAAUAUCGAACGGGUUGUUACUGUUUGGAGCAACGUUGUUAGGCGGAACCGCUUAUGGUGUCGGCGAAUGGCAGCAACGAUGUUCAUUCAUAGAAACAAAAAGAAGUUUACGGGACAAACUCACCAUUGAACAACAAAGCAAAGAACAGGAGCGGUUAUUACUGUCGGUGCUUCCGGAACAUGUUGCCGUGCAGAUGCGAAAAGAUCUUGGCCUUAUUGAUACGCAGUUCAAGAAGAUUUACAUGUCACGCCAUGAAAAUGUCAGCAUCCUGUAUGCGGAUAUUGUGGGUUUCACUGCGAUUUCGUCUACAUAUUCGGCGCAAGACCUAGUUGCAAUUUUAAAUGAAUUAUUUGCUCGAUUUGAUCGCUUGGCAGAGAAAUAUCAGCAACUACGCAUCAAAAUUCUCGGGGACUGUUAUUACUGUAUCAGCGGCGCUCCCGUAGAAAAACCAGACCAUGCCGUCCUUUGUGUACAUAUGGGCCUGUCCAUGGUUAAAGCUAUUAAGUACGUGCAGCAAACGACUAACUCCCCAGUAGACAUGCGCGUGGGCAUCCACACGGGGGCCGUGCUGGCAGGAGUGUUGGGGCAGCGGCAGUGGCAGUUCGACGUCUACUCGCGCGACGUCGAGCUAGCCAACAAGAUGGAGAGCAGUGGGAUGGCGGGACGCGUGCACAUAUCGGAAGUAACUCUAAGUUUCCUGAACGACGAGUUCGAAGUGGAGCCGGCGCACGGCGAGCGGCGCGAAGAGAUGCUGCGCCUGGCCGGCAUCAAAACCUACUUCAUUGUCCGAGUCCUGAAACCGUUCGGAGGGGAGGACAAAAGUGCACCCGAGGGCGAGGCAGUGGAGGGUGGCGACUCCGCCGACACGAUGUCCGACCUCAAAGACGAUGACGAGGACUCGGUUCUAUCACCGCAAGAAGAGAGCAAGGGCAAUGAAGAAUUGAAAAUACUCGCAAUGUUACAAGAAGAACUCGUGAAUCGAGAUGACGACAAGGAGCUAGCGGACGCAACAACGCUUUGCCUGACAUUUAAAGCGGCAGAAGUGGAGGCCGCGUACGCACGGCGCACGGACCCGUACCCGAUGGCCGUGGCGGCGCCUCCCCUGCUGCUGCUGCCAGUGGUCGUGGCGCUGGUCAACUUCGCCGUGCCGCCUUCGUGGCCGCUGCGCGCCGUCUACCUCGCCUUCGUGCUCGAGACCGGCCUAAUGAACGUCCUCUACUACGCGUACUUCCGAUUCGCCCAGUACAAGAAAAAGUCCGUGAGUCCAUACUGGAAAUUGAUAUGCGGCACGUUUAACAUAGCUAUGUUCGUAGCCGCAAAUAUUGCUCCCUUGAUAAUCUGCGGAAACUACGAGGCCGCCAUCGGCGACGACAGCCCACGUCCGGACUCGAUCGUGCAAGGCGGCGCUCGGCGCUGCAUACAUCCCUCUUACUAUUAUCACAUAGGCGCAGGCGCUCUCUGCGGAGCUUUAUGGGUGUCGCCGCUGUCGGGCGGGGCGCGCGCGCUGUUCCUGGUGGCGCUGGCGGCGGCGCACGCGGCGCCCGCGGCGCUGCAGCCCGCGCUGCUGCACCGACGCGCCAGCCUCGACCGCGACCCCUACACAUCCAGCUUCAACGCCUCAGCUGACUACAACGAGACCGUUUAUGACAUACUGGCGCAAAUCCACCUCGGCCGACAUAUCCUCAUGCUGUUCUUCAUAGUGAUCGCGUUACUCAUACUGAACAGAUAUAUGGAGUCGCUGGAGCGCGCGCGUCACUCGCGCGGCGAGCGUAUGCGCGGCCAGGCCGAGCAGGCGGCCGACCUGCGGCGUCGAAACCAGGCUUUGGUGCACAACGUGCUGCCGCCACACGUGGCGCGGCACUUCAUGGGCGCGCGGCACCACCACCGCGACCUCUACAGCCAGAGCUACGCUGAAGUCGGCGUGCUGUUUGCUUCCAUGCCCAAUUUCUCAGAGUUCUACUCGGAAGAGACCGUUAAUAACCAAGGCUUGGAAUGCUUACGAUUUCUGAAUGAAGUCAUAUCUGAUUUUGAUUUGCUGUUAGAGGAUGCAAAAUUCAGCAAAGACAUCAUUAAAAUAAAAACAAUCAGUUCCACAUAUAUGGCAGCAUCAGGCCUAAACCCCACUCGACAAAUGCAGCCAUCAGACGGGACACUGGUGCGCUGGGCGCACCUGGCAUGCCUGGUGGAGUUCGCGCUGGAGCUGCAGCGCGUGCUGGCCGCCAUCAACGAGCAGUCCUUCAACCACUUCGUGCUGCGGCUGGGCGUCAACCACGGGCCCAUUACUGCGGGCGUUAUUGGUGCACGCAAGCCGCAUUACGAUAUCUGGGGCAACACCGUCAACGUUGCAUCAAGGAUGGAGAGCACCGGCAAAGCUGGUUGCAUACAGGUGACCGAAGAAACGUGCCAUAUACUUGAGACGUUCGGCUACUACUUUGAGCAGCGCGGCCUAGUCGCGGUCAAGGGCAAGGGUCAACUCAUGACCUACUACUUGCAGGGCAAACGAGACGCUUCCGCUGGACAAACCGACAAUACUAACAGGUCACAUGGUGCCGAGAUAGCAGCCGGUGUGGACACGCUGGCUAACGGAGCUGCGCAGCGCGUCGGCGACCCCGAGGCAAACGUCCCGCUUCUAUCGCAGUGAAGCCUCUGCAUCUCUAAAAUGACAAAAUAUGCUUUUUCCUCGUGGCCAAGCUAACAAACUGUAUCCAGAAAUAGUCAAACAGUGAAAUAUUUUACGUGUUAAACCAAUUUUUACAGCUUGUGAAUAAAGUUGUUUUUUUUUAUACUACGUCGGUGGCAAACAAGCAUACGGCCCGCCUGAUGGCAAGCAGUCUCCGUAGCCUAUGUACGCCUGCAACUCCAGAGGAGUUACAUGCGCGUUUCCGACCCUAGCAUUCCCCCUCUGGUUGAUUAUUAUAAAGCUAAUCAGUAAUUAAUUUACUUAUUUAUGUGGAGAGUAUCGAAACGGUUUACUAAGUACUCGGAUCUAAUUUAAUUUACUACUCGUCAUCCGUGUACGUAUUUACUUCUGUUAUAGUUAGGUACAGUGCAAAACAUAGUAAUUAGCAUUUAUAUACUAUAGUCUGUCAUAGAACAUUUGAAUUUCGCGCCUUUUUCUGCUAGUUGUUUGACAGACUAUAAUUGUCAUGCACUAAUUUGACAACAUGAAAAAUAAUUUUGAUUUUGGCCACGUGGAAAUUAAAAUAUUGUACCUCAGAUAGUUGUCAAUAUUUACUAAUAAUUAACUUUCGCGUUGUUCUUAAACUAUCCAAGAUACAAUAAAAUGUAUGCAACUUCGCCUAUCUAUUUUUAAAUAAAAGACCAGUCCAGACGUGGUCAAUAUCGCCCAAUCUGAUUAAAUUGCCUGAUAAAAUCAGGUGGUGUGUACGCGAAAAUGAAAUUAGUUUGCCGAUCCACUUGAUUCAAUUUUAAGAUUUUGACCCAUCAAAUGGAGAUGCGGACGCAAGAAUGCCAAUUUUCGACGCUAGUGUGCGCGUUGAGGGGCAUGUUUUAUUUAUUUCGAGCGCACGAUCUCACCAUAAAUCUAAAAUUGGUGAUUCAAUUGAAUACGUGUGGACGUUAGAUAUUAAGAUUGACGCCAAUAUGUUUCCUGAUAAAAUCGGUGGAUUUGAUCAUCCCGUCUGGACACUAUCUCGAAUGCCACACAAACUGUGUUUUCCUAAUGCAUUCUGUACCUACUCAAUAUUCUUAACUCGAUGUAACUCUAGUCUAGGGUAAAAUGUAAUAAAAAUGAAAACGCUUUCAAAUAAGCCGGACAAUACCAGGAAUUCGUCGUAAAAGGGUGGAAACCUGCAUAUGACAAUUUGUUAGUGGGUUGCCAUGUCUACUCUACCCAUGAUUAUGAUUAAACGGGCACGUUUUGUGCAUUGUAAACCUGGAUUAUGUAUCGAUUUAAGUAUUUGUCUGAGACUGACAUUUAAUUAUUUUUGUACUUUUCACCUCAUAGAUUACAUUUAGUUAGUUUGAUACAAUAUUUAAUCACCGUCAAGCAUUUGUUAUUAUUUUUAAAACACUGCAAAAAAUAUUAAUUAUAGAUUCUACUAGGUAAUUUUUAAUUGUGCAAAAAAUAUGGAUGUCUAACCAUAGGUAUAGCGCUUCAUAGUGUUUUUAAUUAGGCAACGAUUUAUUGUGGUUAUAACUGUACAAUGCAUAUUAAAAUUGUGUAAUAUUAUGCAACUAGGUACUUUGCAGCAGUUCCAUUAGGUAUCGUAUACAUAAGUUGCACAAAGUUCAAUAUAGGUGUAGGGAGGAGGUUCGGUUAGCAGAGAGCGUACAGCGAACAGCGCGGUAGGCUCUCCGAAGUAUAUAAGCUUCCUGAAAACAGUCGAUCAUUAUUUUUAAUAGUUUAACUCUAGGGAAGGUCGUUGCCGCCUUCCUGCAAAGUAAAUAAACCUGCACUUCUCGCUCCGCUGCAUUCUUUAGGCAAAAGCGAACUAUGUAUUUAUAUACCUAAUGGAUGAUUCAUUCUUAGUAACACUAAUAUGUAUGUUGCCGAAGUGCUUUUAUAAUAAUUAUAUUAUUAUUAUUCUUCAUAGAAAACGUUUUAGGUGUGCCUUAAAAUGAGAUAUUUUGUAACCAAAAAAUAAAAAUGAUUUCAGUCUGAAUGGUAUGGAAGCUUAAGGUAGACAUAUAAUUUUCUCAAGACAACUCCGGAGUUGGUAAAUCAUAAAAGCACGUGUACCUGAAAUACAGAGCUUGUAAUUAUUCGAAUUAUCCUACACUAAUGCCAGUAAAUAUAGGAAAUGUCCUGCUUUCAAUGUUUUCCAAAGUAUUCUUACUGUCGUCACGUCACGCAUUGUAUUAUCUAUUACGUUAACGGCGGUAAUAAUAUAAACAUUUGAUAUUGCGAUUUAAUUAGGUUCUUACUUAGUACUAAUUUUGUGAUUAACUUGUAGCUAAUAGCGGAGCUCCGUAAUGAGUGUUGCACAUGUUUUCAUAAAUCGUUUGGUUGUUUGAUUGAUAGUUAGCACUAAAAUGGUAAAACAGCGCCUUUACGGUGUCUGUCAAUUGAAUAACGCUGACCUUAUGCCACCGGGCGCCGCCGCCGUCCAUCCGUCACACUCGCCUGCAUAACCCGCCGCACUAUAGCCGUAAAACUCGGAGCUAAUGGUUCGAUUUGCAUAUGUAGGUUAACACGUACAUGUAUAUACUUAAGUGACAAUUUCGCUACUCUUUCAAAUUACACAUUUUUAAUUAUUUGUUAUUCAAUGAUUAAUUUAAUUCGUACCCUGCACAAGCAAUACCUAAAUGAAAAACAACCACCCGUAAUAUUAUUAUUUUAUAUAUAUUUUAUAUACUAAAUUAAAUAGCAUUUAUUAACACUGUUGAAUAAACGAUUGAUUACUUAUACCUACCUAAGUAUAUUAAACCGCAUACGCUGUAGGAAAUCUAUCGGCCGGAAAUCACGUGAAUAGCCAUGGGCCAUUAAUACAUGGACAUCUUUUAAAAUUAUUUUUAAUUUUAAGAUAUCUAGUUUAAACAAACAUACGCUUAACGUCAGUCUAUAAGUAGAUAAUUUAUAGUGUAAGUAAUACGCAAUGUAGGUGUAGGUACCUAUGUGUAUCGUAAAAGUCGUAUCACAUUGUUUAUUUAUGGGUCAACAAUAAAUUGUUAAUAUGUGAAAUCCGUUGACGAUAAACAUCAAGAGUGUACUGAUAAUGUGAUGCACAGUCAUCCAUACGUAAUGCAGGUUACAUAAUAAAAAAGAUUCUCGCGUAAAUAUAUAUAGAAUUGGUGUUGCCUCUUUGUACAUUUCCUGUAUUUUAGUAGUCAUAUUAUUGUGAUAAUCGUUUCUUUACGUUAGCAGAAUUUCGCUUAGCCUCAUUUAGACCUUUAUAGUAGUACCAUAUAUCAGUGUUGGCCGAAACCUUGAUGCAAUUGACCAUUAACCAUUACAAAUUGAACCGUAAACUGUAACCGUCCGUUACGGGUUACGGUUCAAUUUGUAAUGGUUAUUGGUCAAUUGCAAUAAACGUUCGGCCAACACUGCCAUAUAUCAUACCUAUAUUUUUUUCUGUCUUCAUUGAUUGUAGGUAGGUUUAGGAUAUGUGCUUUUAUUAAAAGUCGCCUAGAAUAAUUAGCCUACUUGUAGAAAUGUACUGUUGUGGAAGUUCUACUAAAAUAUAGCCAUCUAAUAGAUGAUUUAUAUUUCUUGAGAAUCUCUAUAGUAUCAUGCGUAAUAAUAGGUACUACAAUAUUUCAGUGCAUAAUGUAGGUCUUUCAAUCGUGAUAUUAUUGUACGUAGUUAAUAAUUAUUUAGAUUUACUUAGAGAGAUCGUUUAUUUUUCUUUCUAGUGAUAAAUUAUCUUCCUGUGAUUUGUGACUAUUAAUAAUUUUAUACAUAUUUUAGCUCAAUCAACUAAGGUUGGACCUCUCGUGGCUAUAAUUUUAUUAAAUAAAGCAAUAUCUAUGAA
Molecule: messenger RNA, 7469 nt
Organism: Cydia pomonella (codling moth)
Lineage: Eukaryota; Metazoa; Arthropoda; Insecta; Lepidoptera; Tortricidae
Gene: Ac3
Product: adenylate cyclase type 8
Exons: 22
Coding region: 488-3676 (1062 amino acids)
Biological process (GO): intracellular signal transduction; cAMP biosynthetic process; adenylate cyclase-activating G protein-coupled receptor signaling pathway
Molecular function (GO): adenylate cyclase activity
Source: RefSeq, a predicted model, not a curated record